Molecule: messenger RNA, 3880 nt
Organism: Danio aesculapii
Lineage: Eukaryota; Metazoa; Chordata; Actinopteri; Cypriniformes; Danionidae
Gene: arhgef33
Product: Rho guanine nucleotide exchange factor (GEF) 33
Exons: 15
Coding region: 287-2413 (708 amino acids)
Molecular function (GO): guanyl-nucleotide exchange factor activity
Source: RefSeq, a predicted model, not a curated record
CUGUCCACUUACUGUAAAACAAGGCCUCUUUUUGUCCUCAACUUCAUCAGACUCACAUGUUUCAAAGAGGAGGGGAAGAUAUAGGUGGGACAGAUGAGAGAGAGAGAGAGAAAGAAAGAAAGAAUAGUGAUAGAAAGACAAAGUCUCAGAAUCAGAGAGCUCUCAUGUCAUUUCUAACCAUAUCUAAAUAUACAAGUGUGACAUUUAAUUUACUUGUAAAACUGUCAGUUUGAGCAAGGAAACUUAACUAGAACAAGGAUCUGAAUCGCCGGUCUUGGAUUUGGAUAUGGAAGAGCAUCAGAUCACAGAGAACGGCAAAAUGCAGGGUACGGGGAAUGACAUUGAUGCCAUAGACUUUCAGUUGCAGGCAAUGUGGGUGGAGCUAAAAUCAGGAGUUGGAAGCGUGGUGGAAGAUUUUGCCACCCUACGGCAAACCUACAGCCGACUGGAGGAGAAAGUCUCCAGCUAUCAGCAAGACACCAACGACAAGAUUCUGUCUCUCAGAAACACACUUAACACAUUGCAGGAAGAUGUAAGUACAGCUCUAACACAGCUCUCUGAAGUUAAAAGCAACCAAAAAGACCUACAGCGGGACCUGGACCUCAUGCAGAGCACACAGCACAGGAAAGGCUCCAGGGGGGAGGGGUCGGUGGAUGGCCACGCCUCUCUGAACAGCCAAACAGAGAUCAGCCUCAUUCAGCAUUACAUUAGCAGCCUAUCGGCCAAUCCGAACCCUUUCCCUGACCAUGAUGGACAAAAGAAGUCUCCAGUGUGGAGGGAGAGGAAAAACAGCCGAGAGCUGAACAACUCAACUAUAACUCAGAGGCAGGCGGCAGCGCUGGAGCUGUUGGAGUCUGAGAGAGUGUAUGUGUCGUAUCUCUCACUCCUGUUAAAGGCCAACAUCAGCUUUAACGGCUCCGAGAAUGUCAACCUCAAAGACAAACGGCCUUUCCCUCCCUCUCUGCGCUUCUUGAUUCAGCAGCAUCUGGAGCUCCUACAUCUCCUCCAGGAGAGAGUGCUAAAGAGCCACUGGCAAGGCAUCAUGGGGGAUGUAUUUCUAAGGCUCACCAGCAAAGAAAGUGAUUUUCUGGACCAUUAUGUGUCGUAUCUACGAGACCUGCCAGAAUGCUUGACGGUUGUUAGUCUGUUCUCCUCUUCAAAAUCAGGCAGCUUACUGGAGAGUGACAUCACAGGGGAUGAGACGCGUCCAGCGCUGUACUCUCUGCUUCUACAGCCUGUCCAACGUAUCCCAGAAUACCACACACUCCUGCAGAGUCUCCUGCAGCAGACAGAGUCCGAGCAUCCUGAUUAUUACCUGUUACUGGUGUCUGUGCAGCAGCUUCGAUCCUUCAUGACGCAGUACAACCAUCUGCUACAGCACAACCAGGAGCUCCUCACACACAGCCACGCCCUGCGAGAACACACACACAACCUGUGCACACAUCAGCAGGAGAGACCCUCACACACGCGCAAAGAGCUCAGCAGGUCUACAGUGAGACAGCUGUAUAAAGUUGACUAUGAGAAGAAUUACAGCAGCAGCAGCAGCACACAGAAUGAUGCCUCUCGACGUAACAAGCGCUACCCUGACUAUGAAGCGGCCCCCUAUCACUACGACCCAGAAGUCCCAUCUCCUGUGUCAUUCCUAUCUGACUCUGAGUCUCGCCACAAAGCUAUUUCAGUUCCCUUGCGCAGCAUACCAGAAACAGAGGGAGCAGGAUCCGCUCUCGCUGAUGCUCUGGGCCCGCUUUAUCCCUAUGGAGCCGGAGACUCUCGCUGCUCAAGCCCCUCUCAUUCAUCCGACUCCAGCAUUGAUAUUGCUUUUGUGCGCUGCAGUCCUUCCCACAGUCCACCUCGACAGUCCCACAACAGAGGCCGAAGUGCUGGCGGUGUUGUUUACAGGUCGAACAGAACCUGUGUGUCUCCCGACUCGGCUGACAUUGUGAGACCACGCCCUCUACAGGCUGUGCAGAGGAAGAGCAAGUCACUGAACGGCCUGCAGAUGGACAGCAUUGAUAGCCUUAACAGCCAGACGAAAAACCCUGCCCAUCCGAGGCUGGAGCGCCAGUCAAGUGGCAAAUCAAGACUGAGAGCCAGCAGUCCAAAACACAGAUAUGAGACACAUACUGACACAGAGGAGCAACCACGACUACCACACCAAAAGGACUCUAGAAGCCUGGUGUGGGAGGAGCUCAAGUUGAGGGGCGUGUCUGACGACUAUGACCACACCCCAUUAAGUGAACGUAGUAGGAAAGAAGGAAAAGGAUUUAGGAACUCCUUCAAAAAACUCUUUAAAAAGAAGUCUAAUGACGGAAAGGAGAAGGCAACAGUGAAAGCUGAAUGUCAAAGCAGCGGAGAGAUGGAGACCGUCAAAACCCUUCAAACGGUAGACAUUGACAGAGGAACUGCUGUUUAAGCUCCAAUAUUAGAGCUUCUCCGGUGGUUUUGCUUCCAGGCAAAUUUUACACAAAACCUCAAAGAGUGAUCUGAUGUGCUUUUUGGCCUUUAGUGUUCAUGCAUUCAUUCAUUUUCCUUCGGCUUAGUCCCUUUAUUUAUCAGGGGUCACCACAAUGGAAUGAACCGCCAACUUAUCCAGUAUAUGUUUUACAGAGCGGAUGCCCUUCCAGCUGCAACACAGUACUGAGAAACACCCUCACAUUCACACACAUACACUACGGCCAAUUCACCUAUAGCGCAUGUCAUUGGACUGUGAGGCAAACCACACGAACACUGGGAGAACAUGCCAACUGACCCAGCUUGGACUCGGACCAGCAAACUUCUUGCUGUGAGGCGACAGUGCUAACCACUUAGCCAUGGUGUCGGCCCAUCUUUAGCAUUUGGUUUUUAAAUGUCUCUUGACUGCUGAUGGUUUGAUGUUCUUAAUAACAGUCUAGCUGUAAGUAAACCUGGGUUUCUUUCAUGAUUUUAGAGAUAGUGGAAGAUAUGACACGAAAGCCCAUCAAAAUAAAGGUUGAAGUGGUAUCAAAAUAUGGAGUUUGUUGGAAGCAAAACCUUCGCCAUUAGUAACAAAUGGGAUGUAUUUUCUCCAUGGUUUUAGGAUUGUUUAUUUACAGCUGUUUACAAUUCAAAUUGACCUACAGUUAAAGUCAGAAUUGUUAGCCCCCCUGAAUUAUUAACCCCUAACCCCUAAAUUAUUUCAAUGUCGUGGACAGAAGAUUUUUUCAACACAUUUCUAAACAUAAUAGUUUUAAUAACUCAUUUCUAUUAACUGAUUUAUUUUAUCUUUGCCAUGAUGACAGUAAAUAAUAUUUAUCAAGAUACAGCUUAAAGUGACAUUUAAAGGUUUAACUAGGUUAAUUAGGUUAACUAGGCAAGUUAGGGUAAUUAGGCAAGUCAUUAUAUAACGAUGGUUUGUUCUGUAGACUAUCGAAAAAAUAUAGCUCAAGGGGCUUAUAAUUUUGACCUUAAAAUGUUUGUUGAAAAAUUAAAAACUGCUUUAAUUCUAGUCAAAAUAAGAAGAAAAAAUAUUAUCAGACAUAUACUGUGAAAAUUUCCUUAUUCUGUUAAACAUAAUUUAAGAAAUAUUUGAAAAAAAAUAAGAAAAAAUCAAAGGGGGGCUAAUAACUCUGACUUCAACUGUAUGUGGCUACAACUCAUUUUUGGUCACAAUGAUAUUUGAGAAUCACUGUUCAAAAAUUGCUUGGUAAAAUCCUUGAACUCGAUUUAUUUUGCAUGCUGAAGUCAAAUUUAAUAAGAAACAUUAUUUAAAUGCAUUAUUUAUGUAAAUAUAUAAUUACUCAAAAAAGGUAUAUUCAUCUAUAUCUUCAGGUGUCUUAGUUAAGGCUGCUCUUUGUCUGCCCAAAUUCAGUGUUAAGACAUGAUGCUGCAUAUAAAAGCCCAAUUAAAUCAUUGCUUGCCCAGA